Ipomoea nil (Japanese morning glory) is the source of this 1143-nucleotide messenger RNA. Its product is annotated as F-box/kelch-repeat protein At3g23880-like. Gene Ontology annotation, molecular function: protein binding. The coding region runs from base 1 to 1143 and encodes 380 amino acids. The transcript has a single exon. The record is from RefSeq and is a predicted model, not a curated record. NCBI's taxonomy places the organism in Eukaryota, Viridiplantae, Streptophyta, Magnoliopsida, Solanales, Convolvulaceae.
AUGUCAUUGCCUACUCCUAAGCGGAAGCGCCAUAUGCAACAACCAAAUUUGAAUCAAGAUAUUAUCACAGAAAUCCUUAAAAGGCUGCCUGUGAAGUCUCUUCUGCAAUUUAGGUGUGUUUCAAAAGAUUGGCGUGAUUUAAUCUCGUCUCCAGAAUUUGUCAAAUUACACCUACAUUUUCGAUCGAAAAAGGAUAAUAAGGUCAUGACAUAUAGCAGGUUAAAUUGGUUUAUUAGUCGUACGUCCUUGUUUUCUAUUACAGAAAACAAGCAAUCAUCAUUUGGCAAGUUUAUUACAUAUGACCGCUCAAUCUUUACCCCAGAAGAUGGUUUCGAAUUUUUGGGUUCUUGCAAUGGGCUUUUUUGUUUCCGUGCUAAACCGUAUAGAAUAAUCAUUUGGAACCCUUCAUCGAAUGGAAACAUCAAGAGAAUCCCAGAUGUCUGGAAGUUAGGCUACAUGGGCAUUUUUGGAUUUGGAUACGACGAGCAUAAUGACGACUACAAGGUUGUUUAUGCUUAUUGUGCUAAGUACGGUGAUGAGAAUGUUGUUAUGGUAUACAAUUUUAAGCAUGGGUCAUGGAAACGAAGUGAAAGAGGGCUUAGUACUACUGGGUUUGUUAAUCCAGGAAUUGCUGUGUUUGUGAGUGGUAGUCUCAACUGGUGCAACAACAACUUUCAAGGUAGUGACUGGAAUUGGAAUAUAAUUUCUUUCAACUUAACCACUGAAACUGCCAAAGCUAUAGCUUUACCCAGGCAUGAACAUGGGGUCGCUAUUUGUAUAAGUGAAUCUAGAGGAUUGCUUUUUGCAGGUUUUCAUCACAAACGUCAAAUGGAAGUUUGGGUGAUGAAUGAGUAUGGAGUUCAAGGAUCGUGGACUAAACUAGUCUGCAUUUCAAACUUACCAUUUCAUCAUCCACUUCCCCGGGAUGUUGAGAACACUGCAUACAUCGAUAUAUGUAAUGCUAGACUCGCAAUUGCACAUGUUUCUGAAAAUGGGGAUAUUCUAAUCAAGGUUGGACAUCAGCUAAAGCUCCAUAGGCCUAAUGCUAAAGGGGGUAAGAAUUUUAAUAUCUGCUAUGCUCAUGUUUAUAUGGUAACUAGUUACAUGGAGACCCUUGUUUCACCGGCCAUGAUCGGUCCGUAA